GAUAGACGCUGUGGAGAGUGGAUGUGUGUCGCUCGCUCCUCCUGUCCUUUACCCAUGUGAUUCACAACUUUCUCGCCGUCUUCCUAAUACACAUUGAAUGAGGGAAGAAAAUGAGUGUGCCUCGUUUUCGUGUCUUGUGUGUUGAUUAAGCUGAGAGUGUGUCGCAGCUGAGAGUGUGUCGCAGCUGAGAGUGUGUCGCAGCUGAGAGUGUGUCGCAGCUGAGAGUGUGUCGCAGCUGAGAGUGUGUGCCAUCACUACCAGCUGCCCUCACCUUCCCCUACCCAGCCACCACGAUCUAGCAACCAUGGAACUUCUCACAACCAAAAUCGUGGCUCUAACCCUGAUGGGGGCUCUCUCUCUCUUCUUCGGCUUGCUGCCCCUCCGCAUGAGAGACUUCCUGGCGCAGGGCAGCAGGAGGAGAGAGAGGAUCGUCAGUGGCUUCCUGUGCUUCGGUGGGGGAGUUCUUCUGGCCACAGUCUUCAUUCACAUGCUACCGGAGACCAGGGAGAGCUUCAAGAGCGCCUUCCAGAGGAAGGUGCUGACUGCCGGAGCUGACUACCCACUGGCAGAACUUGUCACCUGUGCAGGGUUCUUCCUGAUCUACUUCGUCGAGGAGUUUGUUCACAAGAUCUUCUUCCGGCGUGACACCCGCAGCGGCCGCAAGCUGUCCAGACUUGCCGCAGCCAUUGAAGAGGAAAGCAGCACCGCAGCCGCAGCCGCAGUUCCACACACCCACCAUAAUGGUAGUCACCACCGCCACCACCAUCACCACCAUCACCACCACCACACCAACGGUCACCUGCAACAUAAAAGCAGCAACAACAACACCAACAAGCAGCAGUUGCAGCUGCACGACUCUCAACCUGCAGAUAAACAUGACUCUACGCGGUGUUCAGUAUAUUCGGUGACGGCUCCUGCAGGAGUCGUGGACGGUCGGGAGGAGCCCGGAGUUCUCACGCCCAAGAGUCGCUGGGCUGAGUCUGGCGUCGAUAAUCCUGUCUUCGCUGGAGACUUUGAUGCCGCCUCCUGGAACCCCGCUAUCAAGGAGACCAUCUCUGUCGGUGCUCAGGUAGUCCCAGGGAUCAGGCCGGGGCAGCGUGGUUGCCCUGAGGCAGCACAGAGCCACAACCACCACGGAGGCCACCAUCAUCACCACCACCACCACGGGGGUCCUGGUCACUCCCACCUGGGCAUCUCAAAACUAGGCAACAAGGGCAUUGCCUUCAAUCUUCGCUCUCUCCUGGUCAUCCUCGCACUCUCCUUCCACUCCGUCUUCGAAGGCUUGGCAGUGGGACUGCAAGAGAACGAGGUAGAUGUGUGGUACCUAUUUGGGGCUAUAUCUGCCCACAAGUUCGUCAUCGCCUUCUGCAUGGGUCUGGAGCUGCUGGCUGGAGGCACGGCUGCUGGUCUCAUGGUGGUCUACAUGGUGGUCUUCGCCCUGGUGUCACCACUAGGCAUAGCCAUCGGCAUCGUAGUGACGGAGAACGUGACUUCGGAGUUGGGAGGUCACCUCGUGGCUAUCACCAUCCUGCAAGGGCUGGCAGGCGGCACCAUUCUCUAUGUGACUUUCUUCGAGGUUCUGGAACGUGAGCGUGGGCGUGCGGGCGGGCGCCUCUUGAAGUUCCUCUUCGUCGUACUGGGCUUUGCGGUCAUGGCUUCACUGGAGGCCAUAGGAGGCCACAGCCACGGACCGAAUAAUGGCCAUAGCCACGACGACCAUAAUCACGAAGGACAUAGCCACGAAGGCCCACUGAACACCACGGCGUUGACCAGCACGGAGAGCAUAAUUGAUCACCAGGACCACGACCACAACCACGACCAUAACCACCAGGGGCAUUAAUAGUUGAUGGUGGUCUCCCUGGGGCUUCUAGGGACCAUAAACUUUCCUCCUCGACUAUGGUCAGGAGGCAUGGCACUUUCCCCAGUCGUCAGUGCCAGUAGUGGUGGUAGAAGUGGCCUUACUCACCCCCCUCCUCAGCCACCACCACGACCACCUAUACCAGCCACUAUCACCAUUACAACCACCCCCACAACCACCUACAGCAGCCUCUACCACCAUCACACCUACCAACCACCACAACCACCACCUAAGCCACGUUAACCACCACUGGUAACAACAGUGACAGUGUAGAAUCAGUGAAGGUCAGAAUUCUCCACCGUGAUGGACGACCUACAUUCUCUCCAGUAUAACGUAAUAUACACAUUCCGGUUGGGGUAUGCUGUAACAUAUACGUUCUGUUUCCAAUAUAAGGGUGUAUACAUGUGCUCAGUAUAAUGGAGUAUACACACAGCUCUUCCAUUUGAAACACGAUUAAGUAUUCUUCUUGUAUACUCACGCUCAACUUGGCCGCUUUAACUACGUCUUCAUGAAAGAUUAAAAAGUUCUUUGAAGAAUAAAACACAUGUGUAACACGUGGGCAUCUUUAUUGGGCAUCCUUAUUAUGUUGCGGUAAAAUAAAGAUACCUUAGUAUUGCAUAUGUCUUAUUCUUCAAGCUGUCGGUAUUGUAUACUCGUGUGAGGUAGUCGAAGUUGGUGUUCGCUGCCUCUACCUUCACACGAUUUCAUAUAUCGAAUGAUUGUGGAGUUACAUUUCCUCUGGUCAAACCUACUUCCCUCCCAUUCUCCAGGUGCUGUGGGAUCCUUGAAAAUAACUAUAAUAGUAAGGUAAUAUUGAAAAUUAGUACCGAAUUCGGCUCCAAAUGUGUGUGGGGGAAAGGUUCAGUAAACUCGUUGCAGCGAGUGUGGUGGACAAGCUGACAUUGUGUGUCGUAAUAUGCGGCUGUUGUGUGUGGUAAUGGACAAAAGUGAUGUGUUGUGUGUCGUAAGAGCAAGAGUGUCGAGGAAUCGAUGAGUGCGUGUGAUAUCAGCCUUGGCCAGUUGAAGAUGUCCCCCAUAUAACUGACGUCCCCUUCCCUCCCUCUGUUUUCCCUGGUGGACAACACACUACAUCAUCUCUCUGAUACGUGAAAGACACAGUAGCUGGGGACGCUACACAACUAAUUUAGAAAAAGAAACGGGAUGACUGAAACCUUUUCCGGUUUUCCCGUUGAACUGACUUACUAUUAACAGUGAGACGUCAGAAGUGUUCCCACGUCACUUAGCGACGUAGCAGAAGUGAAGCUCGUGUUUACAUGGAAAAAUCUUUAUACUUUGACAUUAUAAAAAGCGACAGAAAUGUGUAUUUUUUUGUUGCAGCUCGUGCCAAAUUGGUGUUGUAACUCGCACGAGAAACUUCUGGUGUGAACGAGAAGCAGUUUGGGAUAAUUUAAGUGGCCAAAAUAGAGGCGUUGAGAAUGUUGCAAAGGGGAAUUUUACUUCCAACAUUCCAAUAUAAUAUUUCAAGGUUCUCCUGCAGUAACAUCAGCAGUAGCAGUAGCUGUUGCUACUGCUGCUGUUGUUGUUGUUGUUGUUGCAGCUGCCCAUUGUUACUGUUACUACUGAUGCUGCAGCUGCUGCUACUGCAGCUGCCAUUGUUGUUGGUGCUGCCGCUGCUGUUAAUUCCAUUAUUACUGCUGCAGCGGCCAUUUUUUAUGUUGCUACUGUUGUUGCUGUUUUCACUGAUGAUACUACUGCACUUACUGCCGCUUCUACUGCUGCAGCAGUAGAAGCGGCAGAAGCAGCACCUCAUAAGAAGGGAGGAGCACUGCAGCAGGCCUACUGGCCCAUACUUGGCAGGUCUUUCUCAGCUAACGCGACGGGCUGGAGUUCAAUCCCGGUCUGUCCCCAUUUCUGAAGCUGCGGAAGAGGGCAGCAUUAAUCACUCUCUACUAGGUAAAUUGUUCAACUCUACAACUCUGUUGUUAAACCAACAAUUUCCCGAGUCCAUUCUUAAACUUAAUUUAUUCUUCUAAAAUCCACUGUUUAUGUUGUGUGUGUGUGUGUGUGUGUGUGUGUGUGUGUGU
Cherax quadricarinatus is the source of this 3903-nucleotide messenger RNA. Lineage: Eukaryota; Metazoa; Arthropoda; Malacostraca; Decapoda; Parastacidae. The record is from RefSeq and is a predicted model, not a curated record.